Molecule: messenger RNA, 1939 nt
Organism: Glycine soja
Lineage: Eukaryota; Viridiplantae; Streptophyta; Magnoliopsida; Fabales; Fabaceae
Product: organic cation/carnitine transporter 4-like
Exons: 2
Coding region: 100-1794 (564 amino acids)
Biological process (GO): transmembrane transport
Cellular component (GO): membrane
Molecular function (GO): transmembrane transporter activity
Source: RefSeq, a predicted model, not a curated record
UUUAAAAUGAACUGAUGCAAACAUCAACUAACAACCCCUUUAAGGCUGUUAAGUGUAACACUCUCGUGUACAAGGAGAUCGAGGAGGAGAUCGAAACAAAUGCCAACGACGUCUUCCAGCGAAUCCAAAGACCGGAACGCCGAUCCGUCCCGGUCACCGCUCAUUUCGGCGGCAGAGAAGCCCACCGGAGAGUCGUCAAAGUCGGAGAAGCUAUGCAUCGAUGAGAUGCUGCAGAGGUACUGCGGCGAAUUCGGGCGCUGGCAGCUGAAGCACUUCAUCUUAACGAGCCUGGCGUGGGCGCUGGAGGCGUUCCACACGAUGGUGAUCAUAUUCGCGGACCGCGAGCCGGAGUGGCGGUGCCUCGACGGCCCGGCCGGGUUACGGUGCGACCCGGCCGCGAAGAGCGUGUGCCGGCUCGAACCGGGCUCUUGGAAGUGGGUCGGGGACUCCACGGUGGCGGAGUGGGACUUGUUUUGCGGUGACAAGUUUAAGGUUGGGCUGGUUCAGGCCGUCUUCUUCGGCGGCUGCAUGAUCGGUGCUGGAAUAUUUGGUCACCUCUCAGACUCAUUCCUCGGAAGAAAAGGCUCACUCACAGUGGUCUGUGCCCUAAACACCGUGUUUGGCACCUUAACAGCCUUCUCCCCCAACUACUCCUUCUACGUCCUCUUCCGCCUCCUCACCGGCUGCAGCACCGGUGGCGUCGGCCUCUGCGCCUUCGUCCUCGCCACCGAGCCGGUGGGCCCCAAAAUGCGGGGUGCAGUUGGCAUGUCCACCUUCUACUUCUUCUCCUCCGGCAUCGCCCUCCUCUCCGUCCUUGCCUACAUCUUCCCCGCAUGGCGCAAUCUCUACAUUGCCUCCUCCAUCCCCUCCCUCCUCUUCCUCGUCUUCGUCCUCCCCUUUAUCUCAGAGUCCCCGAGAUGGUACCUCGUACGAGGAAGAAAAUCGGAGGCCAUGAAAAUCAUGUCCACCAUUGCCACCUCCAACGGUAACAACCUUCCACGAGGUGUUGUUCUCACCCUCGACGACCAACCACCACUACUACCUUCGUCACCAUUAUCAUGUCAUGUGUCACAUGUAGAACAUUCCGACACAUGCAUGAAAGAACAACAUUUGUUUGAAAAUAUUAAUCCCCUAAAUAGAUAUCAGUCAUCAUGUCACGUGGCAGUGACGGGAUCUCUACUUGACGUUAUCCGCACGCCAAUGACACGUGCGCGAUUAGUCCUUGCUAUUGUUAUCAACUUCUUAUGCUCGGUGGUGUACUAUGGCUUGAGCCUCAACGUGGUGAACCUAGAGACCAACCUCUACCUCACCGUGAUCCUCAACGCCGUCGCGGAGAUGCCGGCGUUUAUGAUAACGGCACUCUUACUCGACCGGUGGGGGAGGAAGCCGUUAACCAUAGGAACCUUAUGGUUCAGCGGCGCGUUUUGCUUGGCGGGGAGUUUGGUGAACAACGUUGGGGUGUGGAAAGGUGUGAGAAUGGUGUGUGGGAUUUUGGGAAUUUUUGGGAUGGCGGGGACUUAUAAUUUGUUGUUUAUUUACACGGCGGAGCUGUUCCCGACGGUGGUGAGGAACGCCGCGCUCGGCUGCGCCACGCAGGCGGCGCAGAUGGGGGCCAUAUUGGCGCCUCUGGUCGUCGUUUUGGGAGGGUCGUUGCCGUUUAUGGUGUUUGCUCUGUGCGGAAUAGGUGGUGGCGUUUUCGCGUUUUAUCUGCCAGAGACGCUGAAUCAACCUCUCUAUGAUACGUUAACGGGAAUGGAGGCCAAGGAAAGUAAUGCUACCUCAACCAAUGUAUGACGGUGCUUUCAUUUUUAUUUUUCGACCUUUUGUUGUUAAAGUUUUUUUUUGUUUUACAAAAUAAUGUAUCACAUGUUACAUGUUAUUACAUAUAUUUUUUGUUUUGGUUGGAAUAUAUGUAUCAGUCUAUCUUUUAUUAUUGUAA